CUUCGGUAUUCCACAGGCCUUAUUCUUGUGGACGACAAUUGAUCCUGGUUUGAACAGGUCAAUUCAAUGAUUUUUAAGGGAUUUUGAAAAGUUUGAUCUUUUUUUCUACUAUAUUUUGAAUAGAUCUGUGCACAGUUUACGACCUCAAAAGUUUGACGAUUUCAUUUCUUUUUCUAUUAUUACCGUUCACGAUGUCUGCUAUGAUUACUACUACCACCUGGGUGCGACGGGGUGUCGCAGCUCAGUUUCCGACUCGAUAUGAGAUUGAUGAGGAGGAGAUGAAUCGGAUAUCUACUCUGGCGAGGAUGCAGCUGGAGGAUGCGAAGGGUGAUCUGAAGGCCGCUCAGGAUGGAGACGAGGAAGCUGAUGAAGCUAUGGAUGAGGAUAAUAAGGAGAAGGAUACUAUGGAAGAUGAUUCCGGAAAGAAGUCGGGCACGGCUACUACUGAUGACGAUGAUUUGAAGGAAUACGAUCUUGAUCAUUACGACAGUGAUGAGGUUGAUGAGGAUGGCGAGAAGAUUACCAUGUUCGGCAAUGUCAAGUCGCUUGCGUACCACCAGCCCAACGAGGAAGACCCGUACCUGGUAAUGCCGCCAGAGGAAGAGGAUGAGGAAAGGGAGGAGCUGCAGGUCCUUCCAACGGACAACUUGCUGCUCGCGGGUAAGGUGGAGGAUGAGGUUGCGCAUCUUGAGGUCUACCUCUACGAGGACCGGGACGCCAAUCUCUACGUGCACCAUGACAUCAUGCUGCCGGCCAUCCCUCUCUGUACUGAAUGGCUGGACAUCCCUGUCGGAAAGACCACCGAGGGACGCACUACAGGAAACUUCGUGGCUGUCGGAACGAUGGACCCCGAUAUCGAAAUCUGGGAUUUGGAUAUUGUCGACUGCAUGUACCCUAAUGCCAUCCUGGGUCAGGGCGGUGAAGGCGAAGCUGGAAAGAAGCCUAAGAAGAAGAAGACCAAGGCGAACGACGAGUUCCACGUCGAUUCGGUGCUGGCACUGGCUGCUAACCGGCAGCACCGCAAUCUUCUGGCCUCCGCCUCGGCUGACCGAACGGUCAAGCUCUGGGAUCUCAACGCCACUAAAUGCGCCAAGUCCUACACUCACCAUACCGACAAGGUGUGCUCCUUGACCUGGCACCCGACGGAAUCUACUGUCUUGCUGAGUGGCAGUUACGACCGUACAGUCGUGGCCGCGGACAUGAGAGCCCCCGACUCCAAGGCACGGUGGGGCGUGGACACAGACGUCGAAAACGUGCGCUGGGAUGUGCACGACCCCAACUACUUCUACGUGACGACAGACGGUGGUAUGGUCUAUCGCUACGACGUGCGCAACGUCCCCGCCAACCCUAAGGAUUCCAAGCCCGUGUGGUCCCUGCAGGCGCACGACGACUCCGUGUCGGCUUUCGACAUUAACUCCGCCGUUCCGGGCUUCCUAGUGACCGGUUCCACAGACAAGCAGGUCAAGCUGUGGAAUGUCGAGAACGACAAACCUAGCAUGGUCGUUUCACGCAAGCUGGACGUCGGCAAAGUGUUCUCAACCACAUUCGCCCCCGAUCCAGAGGUCAGCUUCCGACUCGCCGUGGCCGGCAGCAAGGGCGUCGUGCAAAUCUGGGAUACUUCCACCAACGCCGCAGUCCGCCGGGCUUUCGUGUCCCGGAUGCCCAGUUUGGAAGGUGAGGUGCAGGAGCGCUUCGUGGGCUUGCAGGCGGACCAGAAUGACUCGGACGAAGAAGAUGCUGCCGAGGAGGUUGGUGCGGCCACCGGCGGUGCAGAUGGCUGGGAGUCGAUGGAUGAAGACUAAGGUUCUGGAAACGGGGAAGAUAUCCGACGGCAAGGAGGCACUCCUAUGUUAACUGCAUGAAUUCAGGAAGUUUUCUCUGCUGUGUGUAUAUCUAAGUGCUGUCUGCCUCCCGCUGAUAUGCAAUGCAGAGUUGAUACCCAGUUUGGUUUAAAUUGCAACUGAAUGCUGAUCGAAAAUGCGAAGGGAGGACAUCUCCGAACUAAGCAAGGAUCGACAAGAUCCCGUCCGAAAACGGUCGUAGCGUGAAACGGCCCGGCUAGCCAAUCAAAGUCUCACCUUAAUUUCAGAGAUCCAAAUCAAUUUGCAAUUGAGGGUAAAGCCGGUGAUUAACCCGGGAUUUGGCGACUAAUGUCACGGUGUCGCUUAUGAGAUUACUACUGAACAAUAACUACGUAAAUAAACAAUGCAACUACAAUUCAAC
This is a messenger RNA of Aspergillus alliaceus, 2223 nucleotides long. RefSeq names its product rRNA-processing protein PWP1. Bases 192 to 1802 code for a protein of 536 amino acids. NCBI's taxonomy places the organism in Eukaryota, Fungi, Ascomycota, Eurotiomycetes, Eurotiales, Aspergillaceae. The transcript is spliced from 2 exons. Gene Ontology annotation, biological process: rRNA processing. Gene Ontology annotation, molecular function: protein binding. The record is from RefSeq and is a predicted model, not a curated record. Gene Ontology annotation, cellular component: nucleus.